Oncorhynchus masou masou (cherry salmon) is the source of this 825-nucleotide messenger RNA. It is a transcript of the gene ssna1, whose product is annotated as Sjogren syndrome nuclear autoantigen 1. The record is from RefSeq and is a predicted model, not a curated record. The coding region runs from base 297 to 641 and encodes 114 amino acids. Gene Ontology annotation, cellular component: ciliary basal body; centrosome. The transcript is spliced from 3 exons. NCBI's taxonomy places the organism in Eukaryota, Metazoa, Chordata, Actinopteri, Salmoniformes, Salmonidae.
UGUACGUGACAGUUUGUUAGCUAGUUGUCGUGGAAACAAGCUAAAUGGAGGGAUUUUGAAGAUAGUUAAGGACAGUGUCGGUGUCGAGAAGGAGUCCAUAUCGGCUGCCUACAUCUUUGCACAAAUGAGCCAGUUUGCAAACUAGUUAAAUCUAGCGAGAGAUUAUCUGUAGCAAUACCUUGGCUUCAAACUGCAAAGUUAUUAUUGAGUCGCUAACUAACGUAGAUAGUACUCUGGCUGUGUGCGCGAGGAAGGGCCCUGAAGAGCUGGAAAAGUAAGUAUAAUCGACAACAAUCAUGACCCAACAAGGAGCAGCGCUACAAACCUACAACAAUGAGCUUGUCAAGUGUAUCGAGGAGCUGUGCUCUAAGAGGGAUGAGUUGAACCGUCAGAUACAGCUGGAGGAGGAGGAGAAGGGUCGUCUACAACAUGACAUUCGUGUCCUCACUGAGAAGCUAAGCCGCGUCAAUGAGAGCUUGGCCAGACGACUCACCGCCCGCGCUGACUUUGACCGCACCAUCGCUGAGACUGAGGCUGCCUAUAUGAAGAUUCUGGAGAGCUCUCAGACACUGCUGAGUGUACUAAAGAAGGAAGCGGGAAAUCUCGGCAAAGCCACUGAACCCAGAGGGAAAGACCACUGACGUCCAGACUACCUUCCCUCUCAACCAGAUACCAGCACUUCCCAUCACCAUCUUAUCUAGAACUGUUUGUAAUAUAUUUGUCAAAAUGUUGAAUAUUUAAUUCUGCUCUUUACUGGUGUACUUAUUUUAUAUCAAUUGAAUUAUUUUAAUAAAGUUUGAAGAUUCCCUUCACAUUUGCCACCAA